Molecule: messenger RNA, 512 nt
Organism: Lycium ferocissimum
Lineage: Eukaryota; Viridiplantae; Streptophyta; Magnoliopsida; Solanales; Solanaceae
Product: putative glutathione peroxidase 7, chloroplastic
Exons: 5
Coding region: 1-390 (129 amino acids)
Biological process (GO): response to oxidative stress
Molecular function (GO): glutathione peroxidase activity
Source: RefSeq, a predicted model, not a curated record
AUGGAGGUUCUGUUUCGAGCUCGAAUAGUGGACAAGUUAUUGCUGAUUGUUGAGUUGAUCACAUUCCUUGCAGGGUUUGAGAUUCUUGCUUUUCCAUGUAAUCAGUUUGGGGCUCAAGAGCCAGGAUCAAAUCCAGAGAUUAAACAGUUUGCUUGCACACGGUUUAAAGCUGAAUUCCCAAUUUUUGACAAGGUUGACGUGAAUGGCCCAAACACGGCACCUGUUUAUCAGUUCCUAAAAUCUAGUGCAGGAGGAUUUUUAGGUGAUCUGGUUAAGUGGAACUUUGAGAAGUUUCUUGUGGACAAAAAUGGUAAAGUUGUUGAGAGGUAUCCACCAACAACGUCGCCUUUCCAAAUAGAGAAGGAUAUUCAGAAACUUUUGGCAGCAUAACUUGUCUGGAGAUUGGUUCCUGCUGUAUGUACAUAUGAGAGAGGAAAAUGAAGCCUUUUAUAUGUUUACAAUUAAAUGUUUCACUCUCAACUUUUGCUUAAAAAUGACAUGAAAAUUAGAUA